Messenger RNA from Phragmites australis (common reed), 6768 nucleotides. Its product is annotated as kinesin-like protein KIN-12E. Gene Ontology annotation, biological process: microtubule-based movement. NCBI's taxonomy places the organism in Eukaryota, Viridiplantae, Streptophyta, Magnoliopsida, Poales, Poaceae. The record is from RefSeq and is a predicted model, not a curated record. Gene Ontology annotation, molecular function: microtubule binding; ATP binding; microtubule motor activity.
GCUCCGCUCCCACUGCCCCGCCCGCCUCCGCCUCCGCCAUGGCCGCACCCGGCGCCGGCGCUGGCGGCCGGCGCGCCUCCGCCGCGGCGGCGGAGUCCAACGAGAACGACGACCUCGCCGCCGCGCCCUCGUACUCCGCCUCCUCCUCCGCGUUCGCCCACGGCCCCGCCCCGCAUUUCUCGCUGCCACCGAGGUCGCCGCUCGCGGCCAUCGCGGAUCCCGGAAGGAACCCACGGUCCGCGCCGGCGACGCCGAAGUCGCUGGCCGGCACGCCCAGGGCCUGCGCGGCGGGGUCGGGGGCCAGGGAUCGGACCUCGUCGAUUGGGGCGGCGAGGAGGGUGUUCGAUCUGAGGGAUCUGGCGGCCGCGGAGGUGCCGCACUUCGAGCUCGACGAUGACUCCGCCUUCUGGAAGGAUCGCAAUGUGCAGGUGUUGAUACGGAUAAGACCAAUUAGUGAUACCGAGAAUGCCGCGCAUGGUCAAAAAAGAUGUCUGAUGCAGGAUAGCGCGAAGACAUUGAGCUGGACAGGACAUCCCGAAACAAUGUUCUCGUUCGAUCAUGUUGCAUGUGAAACAAUAUCACAGGAAAAACUGUUCAGAGUUGUGGGUCUGCCAAUGGUGGAGAACUGCAUGUCUGGAUACAAUGGCUGUUUGUUUGCCUAUGGUCAGACAGGAAGUGGGAAAACUUACACAAUGAUGGGAGAGCUUACCAAGUUGGGCAAUGAACUUAGUAAGGACUCUGGCCUGACACCUCGCAUUUUCGAAUAUCUUUUUGCACGGAUAAAUGAGGAAGAAGAGCGUGGGAGAGAAGAUAAUCUUAAAUAUAUCUGCAAAUGCUCUUUUCUGGAGAUAUACAAUGAACAAAUAACUGAUCUGCUUGAACCAUCAUCAACCAAUCUUCAGAUACGCGAAGAUAUAAAGAAAGGUGUAUAUGUUGAAAAUCUUAUGGAAUGUUAUGUGUCAUCUGUUAAAGAUGUUAUGUUGCUAUUGCUACAGGGGGUUGCAAACAGGAAAAUGGUUGCCACAAAUAUGAAUAGCGAGAGCAGCCGUUCACAUUGUGUCUUUACUUGUGUAAUUGAGAGUCAUUGGGAAAGUGAUUCGAUGACACAUCUCCGCUUUGGGAGGUUGAAUUUGGUUGAUCUUGCCGGUUCUGAGAGGCAGAAAAGCUCAGGUGCUGAAGGAGAACGCUUGAAAGAAGCUACAAACAUCAAUAGAUCGUUGUCAACCCUUGGGCUUGUUAUCAUGACUCUAGUGGAAGUUGCAAAUGGGAAAAGCCGUCACGUUCCCUACAGAGAUUCAAGACUGACAUUUCUCCUCCAGGAUUCCCUAGGAGGAAACUCUAAAACAACAAUUGUUGCCAGCAUCAUCCCAUCUAUUUGUUCCUCCAAUGAAACAUUGAGUACCUUGAAGUUUGCUCAACGUGCGAAGCUGAUUCAAAAUAAUGCAAAAGUAAAUGAAGAUGCUUCAGGAGAUCUUAUGGCUUUACAAAGGCAGAUAGAGGAACUAAAGGAUCAACUGACAUGCUUGAAGAAGCAACAAAAUUGUCAUGGAUCUCCUAGCUUCCAGCUGAUUAAUUCAGGCUUUGCCAACGAAUUCAAAACUUUGUGUGGAAUAGAUGAUCAACCAGACUGUGAUCUGUAUAUCCUAAAGCAAAAGGUUAGCCAUCUAGAAGAUGUUUUGGUUGGGAGCCUCAGGAGAGAGAAAUCAGCAGAUACCAAGAUCGGGAAGCUGGAAGCUGAAAUAAAGCAUUUGAACCGUUUGGUUGACCUGAUGGAAUCUGACACGCAACGCUUGAGAAGGAGGCUCGAACUCCGUGAUGAAGAACAAAGAAGACAACAUUUGAUGGAUGAAAAUACUGCACUGUCCCAAGAGAUUCAGCUGUUGCAAGAUCAAAUCAAUGAAAAUCCUCAAUUGACUCAUUUUGCUUUGGAAAACAAGAGAUUAAUUGAGGAACUUAGAACGCUUCAGAACUUCCACAAGCAAGGGGAAAGAGAGAUGUUAUUAACAGAGAUAUCUCUUUUGCGCAAUCAUUUCCUUCAUAUUCUUGGGCAGAAAUAUGCAACAACUCCUAAAAAUAUAGAAGCUCAGGGUGAUGAAAUCAUCAAGGAUCUUGACAAUUGCAGGAAGGAGCUAGAUGCAUGCUUAGAGAAUAAUGUUCUGUUAUCUCGUGAAGUAAAUAAGCUGCGCUGUGAACUGAUACAAUACCAGAAAUCUAGCAUAAAUCAAGUUGGUCCCGAGGCAAAGGAAAAUGUUCUGGUUACAAGCAUCAAUCCGAUGCAACAUGAUCAAGCUGGACAGACUUUUUCAUAUUUAUCAUCAGAUGAUGUGGACAAACAGUUCAUGCAAGCAGGGACCACAACUAGUAUUACAGAAUCAUUUCAACUUGACUUACCUUAUGAAAUUGAUAGUGAAUAUAUGGAGUCUCCUUAUCAUUUGCAUGAUCCAGAAACACAUGAUUUCAAGGAUCCUACAACUGUGUCAGAUGAUGAACUUGACAGAUGCACUAUUCUGAAUGGGUUGAAUUUUCUGGAGAAGGAUGGAAUAAGUCAUGUCCAUGAAAAGGCUCCAAUGAUGGAUAUACAUUUGCAUGGAGAGAUUUUAUCGUGCCAUCAAGAGAUUGAAAUAAUGAACUCAAGUAAACAUUUAUCACAGGAUGCGUUGGAACAAGUUAAAAUCAUAAAUCAAGAGCUCAGACAGAAGCUAGUCAUUAUGGCUGAAGAAGGUAACAAGCUUUCAGAGAUUAUUGUUGCAAAAGAUGUAGAAAUUGCUUCUUUGUCUCAGGAAUGGGAGGCUGCAAUGUUUGAUCUAACAAGCUUCUUAACAGAUGGAUGCAGAUCGUUAGAUGAUGCAUAUCAGAAUGUUGAUAAUAUGAUUAGCUCAUUUCCUCACAGUAAUAGUUCUGUCAAUGAACAUGUGGAGAAGGCUAUGAAAAUUAGCAUUGAGAAGGAAAAGGUUAUAUUCAAACUUCAAAUUGAACUACAAGAUGCACAGAAAAUUGGCAAGGAAGCGAAAGAAAAGUUGCACAUUUUGAGAGGUGCAGCUCUUGCUAUAACUGAAGCUCAGCAGUUAGAUAAUGAAGAAAGUUUUCAGGAAGCAUUACAACUAGUAGGUUUAUUGCACCAAAAGGACUGUAUAAUACAAGAAUUAGAGAACAAUUUGAAAGAGGAAAAAAGCCUCUAUGCAGAAACAGAAGGACAUCCUUGUGAUGACCUAUUACCUGAUAGUCAACUGACAAUUGCGGAACAACGUCAUGAUGAAAAUGGACCAACAGUCAGUCAAGCUAAUCCAUAUUACCAGUCAAAGCUCGAUAGUGUCUUGCAGCUUGUCGAAGACAAAUCAAAUAAGGUUCUGACGUUAUUUUCAAAUUUUGAGGAGGCUCAAGAAACCAUGGAAGAAGCUGAACUUAUGCUUUCAGCUUUGUUGAAGGCCAACGAAGAAUUAAUACUUGAAAGAGAUAAUGGCAGGCAAGCGGUGGAAUUGUUGUUGUCUGAGAAAACGUCUCUGAUCAAUGAGUUGAAGGAACUUGAAGCAUCAAAUUCUUGUACAUCACGGAGGUAUGACAAAUUGCAUCAACAGAUAAAUGAUUGUGUUGUAGAGAUGGCAAAGCUUGCUGGUCUAAUAAGGGGGUUGUUUCAGCAAAUACAAAGUGUCACUACAGUGGAACUCUUUGCUCUUUGCUCCGAGAUUAUUAAUUUUGUGCAAGACUUGAAGAGAUGUAUAAGUGAAUCAAGGUCUUAUCUAGUGAGCAUGGUAUCACUUGUAGAAGAAAAAGGCAGAUAUUCUGCCGAGCAGUUCCAUCACCUCAAUGCAAAUGAUCCUGGGUUUGCUUGUCAACAAGUUGAGUCACACUCAUGCCAGUGGGGUAGCAGAGAAGCUGAUAUCAGUGACAGCACUCAAGCAAUUCAAGAAACCAGCAGCAAUCAUAUGAUUGACAUGGCUGAAAAAGGAACAGAAAUGCCAUCCGUGGGUGUACUUUCAAUAGGCAGGGGUGCAAAUCUGGAAGAUAGCAACAAGAUCAGUAUGCACGAUAUGACUGUUGUCAACAACAUAGUUUCCAGUAUUGCUCAACAGUGGGAUAUCUUCGUUAACAAAGUGUCCUGCGUAAACAAUGCUGUGACAUAUCCAAGUGCUGCUUGUGCUGAACGAAAUACGAAUAUUUUUGCUGCUCUUGAGAAACUAGAGAGCAGACAAAUAUGUUCAGCUGCUCCACUGCAAUGUGAGGGAAGCAUGGAAGGUUACCAAAGAGAUCAAAACAGUACAGAACAUCUUUUGAAUGAUGUUGAAAGUCUCAAGCAUCAUUUAGCGCAGUUAAUAGUGCCAUUGUUAACAUUUAUUAAUAAUAUCGUCGCUAUGGGGAAUGGACAAGAAAAGAUGCUACAUAACUGUCAGGCAACAGUAAAUGUGAACCAAUUGUUUGCUGUUCUGAAUAAGAUGAGUACUAACUUGAAUUUUGUUAUAGAUUUAUUUGGUUCUCUGGUAAUGUCUGGUCACGAAGGCUUUCAGAACAUUCCGUUGCUGAGCAACAUCGCCCAUGACAUUAGUAAUAUAGAGAAGAAAGCACUCAUGCUUCUACACAUACAGUUAUGCAAAGACAAUUCUCCAGCUGAUUAUAGUGCAGACUAUGCGUUACUCAGAAGAGAGUUUGACAGGAAAAACAAUAUUGCAGAAGGAUUGUCUUUUGACCUCAAACUACUGCAAGAGUCUACCUCAAAUGCGAAAGAUAUGAAGGAUAAAGCUGAUGAAAUAUAUAUUGCUCUUAGCAAUGUUAAAAGAGAGCUUGACAUGAAAACUUCUGCAAUGGAAAACAUGUUGAAAAAACAAAAGGCACUUGAGGAAGAACUGGCUGAAAAUGGUGCUGGACUCAUAAUAUUAAGAUCAGAGUUAAAGCAAUCUCAAAGUUUAUCGUCAGAGCUGUUGAAGGAAAACAAAGAUCUGAGAGUGAUGCUGGAAGAGGAAACUGUCAGGAAUAGUGAAACUAAAGUGCUGUUGGAAGACAAAGUUAGGGUCAUAGAGGGAUUGGAGCGCCAAAUCCUAUUCCUAAAUUGUUCUGAAGCGGGACAGUUGAUGUCAGAUAUUGAAGAAUUAAAUAAUAGUCUUAAAAUAAUGAGUAGUGACAGGGAAAAUCUCCAAGCAGAGAUACCUCAGUUAAGGGACAAGCUUGAGAUAGCAACGUCUUUAGCUGAGGAACAUGAAGCUGCUGCUAUUGAAGGUCGUCAAACUGCAGAGAUAAGUAGAAUCUACGCAGAGGAGAAAGAGGAGGAGGUUAAGAUUCUUGAACGAUCUGUUGAGGAACUUGAAGCAACAAUAACUGUUCUCGAGGAAGAGGUAUGCAACCUUAAAGAGGAAGUAAGGAGCUAUCAACUACUUAAGCAAUCUGAGGCUGAAUUUCAAGCUGUUGGUGACAUGCUUGCUGUAGAAAACGCAUCAAAAUGUGAUGCCCCUGAGGAAUUGUGUCAAGGGAAAUGUCAUCUAGAAAAGAGAAUGCAAGCUGAGAUUAUUGCACAUCAAAAUGCUAAGAAGAAGAUUGAAGGUCUCAGAUUGGAAGCAAAACGUAAAGAUGAGGAGAUAAGGCAGUACAAAGAGCAUAUUGCUGAGUUGGUCCUGCAUUCAGAAGCACAAUCUUUGUUGUUUCAGGAGAAGUAUCAAGAAAUGGAGCAUAUGGUUUCUAAACAGAACUUUGGUCCACAUGAAUCUAGUUCUGAGACUGUCCGUGCCAAAAUUGAAAAGCCUUCAGGGCGAGCAAGAGGAUCUGGUUCACCUUUCCGGUGCAUAUCUAGCAUUAUUGAACAAAUGAACUCCGAGAAGGAUCAAGAAAUCUCAGUGGCACGCCAACGAAUUGAAGAGCUAGAAGGGAUGGUUAGUAGUAAACAGAAAGAGAUAUGUUUGCUAACAUCGAGACUGGCCUCUGUGGAUAGCAUGACACAUGAUAUUAUAAGGGAACUACUUGGGGUCAAAUUAGACAUGGCAAACUAUGCUAAUUUGCUUGACAAAGAAGAACUGCACAAGUUGUUAAUAGCAUCCCAGCAACAAAUUGAACAAUCAAAGUCGAAGGAUACAGAACUUGAGGUGCUUAAAGAACAACUUGGUCAUCUCAUUCUGGAAAGGGACAGCUUGCUUGAUGACAUGGACCAAAGAAAGACUGACCUAUUGGAGAGUCAACUACUCGUCGAACAGCUUGAGCAACGGGAGCAAAUGCUGGAAGCGCAGAUCAAAAUGUUUCAGGUGGAGAAGGACAACCUUCAACAGAAGAUCAUGGAAAUGGACGAGACGAUUGAAUUGCUAGUUGGAUCAAAUAAACCGAAUACAACUCUACGAAUGGGCGAUAACCACCAUCAUCCUGGCAGCAGUGAGUUCAGCAGGAAGCUAGCCCAGUCGGACAUGCUCCUCUUCCAUGCGAGACAUGAACAUUCUCGCAGCCACGCGACCAGAAGCUCGAGGACGCAUCGUGGCAGGCAUCAGUGAAGGCCGGCCGGUGCGCAAGCCAUCAGACACUGCUUGUGUUUGUAGAUUGGCAGCGGCGGGGCGACACCUCGGACUUGGGACUGUACCGAUUAUUUUGGAAGCUGUAAGGUCGGGAUGGCGAGGACUAGAAGAAACCUUUCCUCGUCUAUAAGAUUUGCACGUCUGUAAAUUCGAUGUAUUUUUGCUAUGUUUGUGUUGCUUUUGUGUAGAAUUUCCCUUGUAUGUUCUCCCUCUACAUCUAUGUGGUAGAUUCCGGCGUUCUCUGGAACGACCAAAUAACAUAAUCUCACUGAGACCCAUUGCUACA